This is a messenger RNA of Hepatospora eriocheir, 1476 nucleotides long. The record is from the annotation of a GenBank genome assembly. Lineage: Eukaryota; Fungi; Microsporidia; Hepatosporidae.
AUGAAUUAUAGAAAGGAAAGAGAUGUAAAAGAUGUAGAAGUACAAUUUAAUGAUAUAAAAGAGACAAAUAAAGUAGAAUUAGAAACAUCCGGAUCAAAUUUAAAUAAAGGCUUAGAAUCUGUCAGUGAAAAUGUAAAGAUUGAAGAAGAUUUAAAAGUUGAAGAAAACUUGAAGAAUGAAAAUGUAAAGAAAAUUAAAUUUGCAAAUGUUGAAGCUGAAAAAAUACAAGGAGAUAAAAGUUUUACCGAUUGUAAAAUAAAAGAAAAUAGUGUGAGUAUAAAUGAGGAUAGAAGCUUUGUUGAAAUACCUUUUGUUAUUAAAAAAGAAGAAUCAUUUCAAGAUAAGCAAAUAAUUAAUUUAGAUGAAAUAAGAGAAAAUUUAAAUCAAUUGAAAGAAGGAAUGAAUAUUUAUACCAACCAAUUUGUUGAAUUUAAAGGAUAUUUUAUUGAUGAGAUAAAUAAUCUAGUAAAUGAAUAUCAUGAAGAAUUAAAGUUAAAAGAUGUUGAAAUUGAUAGUAUAACUAAGUUACAUAAAUUGGAAUUAGUUGAUAAAGAAGAUAAGUUAAAAGAUGAAUAUGAUAAUGUGAUUAGUGAAAUGAACAAAGGGAAGUUAGAAGAAAAAAUUGAAAUAUUAAAUAAAACAAUAGAUUUAUUGAAAGAUGCAGAUGUCAGAUAUGAAAAAUUAAGAAAAAGUAUAAAUAUUUUAGGAAAUAAAUACGAAACAUUUAAAGAAAAAUAUUUAAACCUUAAAGAAAUGAAUGAGAAAAUUGAAAACGAAAAUAAGAAACUACAGAUAUGUUUAGAUGAAAAAGAAGAUGAUAUUUCUGAUAUGAUGGUUAAAUUAACACAUUCUGCUCAUAAAUCAAAAAUGAAUUUAGAUGCAAUUGAUUUUCUUAAUAAGGAAAAAGAAGGUUAUAUGAUUAAACAUAAUAAUUUGAUUAAUGAAAACAAUGUUUUAAAGGAUAAAAUUAAAGUGAUUAAACAGUUUAAUGUUAAUGAUCUAGUAAGUGAAAUAUUGGAAAUUCAAAUGAAAAUACAAGAACUCAAUGGUGGAUUUAUAAAAAUCAAAGAAAAUAAUGAGUAUCUUUGUAAUAGAAACAAAGACCUUGAAAGUUUAACAUGUCAAUUGAAUGUUGAAUUAAAAUCAACAACCGAACAUCUUAGAGUAGAAAAUGACAAAAUUGUUAGUUUAAAAACAGAAAUAAUUAAUGAUUUAAAUGAAAAGCACCUUAAAGCUAGUGAAUUAAUAAACAAACAGAAAAGCGUUAUUGAAAGUUUAAGAGAAGAAAGAGAGAAUUAUUUAAAAGAAAAAGAUUUGAAAGACUCUUAUAUAAAGAAACUUGAAGAAAAUUACCAGAAAGAAAUUACUAAAAGUGAUAAAUAUUUAGAAAUGCUGUGUAAAACUGAUCUAGAACAAAAUAAGAAUAAAUCAGUAAUGAAUUUAGAUUUGGAUGACAUUCUUGAUGAAAAUAAAUAA